Messenger RNA from Phytophthora infestans T30-4, 966 nucleotides. RefSeq lists its product as uncharacterized. The coding region runs from base 1 to 966 and encodes 321 amino acids. Lineage: Eukaryota; Oomycota; Peronosporomycetes; Peronosporales; Peronosporaceae. The transcript has 2 exons. The record is from RefSeq and is a predicted model, not a curated record.
AUGAAUCUAGGCAAACGCACGGACAAAUUGCUAAUCCAAAUUACCAGCCGCAAGAACACAAUGGCCCAACGUACCCAAAAAAUGGUCAAAAGACUGCCUCAUCUCCUGAAAAGGGCAACUUCCAUCGUAGCGGAGCGUCGACGGCUCCUUAAAGAGCACCAAGAGCUCCCAGGAAGACACCAAUGGGUGCCAAUGAUUCUGUGGAGACUCUACGACGCUGCAGCGGACGGAAAAGAGGAGACAAAGCCACUGAAACGAGCGAUGCACAGCGUCAUGAAGACGCUGAAGGAGACGAACCCAUUCUUUUACCUACAAGUACUGUACCAGCCCCCGCCAUCGCAUUUAAACGAACAGUGGACAGUCACAGCGUCGGAGAAGCUUACAGCCAUCACAGCGAGCAUGACGCCGCAUUUCCGAGCGCUAAACAAGAGAUCGGCGGCGCUUCGGAACAAACGAGACGCGUUCGUGAGGACACGAUACGGGUGGAACCAGCUGCGCGUGACGCUGUCGUUCGCGCGAAGAGCUGCGCGUCAUUUCCACUUGUUGAUAUUACAUAUAUACUCAGUGGCCAUGCAGUGUGACGCGUCGAAUGUAAAUGCUGCAAUCAUUUCAGAACAGGCGACGAGUGGAAUUCUCCGUGACGACGUCGAGUUGAGAGCUCAAUUGAAGCUAAAACGCGAUAGUGUUACUUCAGAGGAUCAUUUACUUAAGGAAAGUUACGAGUGGACACCCGAGCUGUUAGUGUACCUGGAUACAUGGAGAGAAAGUGGACGAGUGUUGCUCGGUUUCGAGCGUCGAGAGCGGUAUCAGGAUUUCUUACCGCAAUUCUCGUUCGGUAGGAAACACAGUCGACGAAUACCACGACGUGACGUGCUAGCGGAGAUCGGAGACUGUUUGCGUGAUGUAGACUGCGUGUGGCGAGCGUCUGGACUCGGCACUUUGAGAGGAGAAUUAAAGGCAGCUUAG